CUAUGUUUUGUGCUCGUAACGUCAUAUCUACAAAAACGUGUUUACUAAUUUUUAUUUUAUUCCUAAAGUAAAAAGGCGGCUUAAAAUCGAAUAUCUGUUGACUAUGUCUGGGCUGUUCGAUGAUGAUUGUGGUGCAGAAGUGCAAAUCAAAACUGAUAAUGAAUACGCAAAGAAUUAUAAUACAUGGAGAAAGAAAGAAGAAUUGAACAGAUUGAAAACGAAGUAUGGAGAUGAUGUAGAACUGAGCGACGAAUCAUCGAGCUCAUCAGACGACGAGGAUGGAGUUGAAUUAACAGAGCAGUUAGAGAAAGAUUUUUUCAAAACCCUGGCUUGCUUAAAAAGCAAAGAUCCUAGAAUAUACGAUAAAAACGCGACCUUUUUCACAGAUGAAAUUGUAGGAACAACAUCCGUGAAAGUGACAAAGGUAAAGGAUCAGCCUAUGUUUUUGAAAGACUAUGAAAGAAAGCUGAUACUAGAAAAGGGAGGUGUGUUAAGUGAUGAAGAAAAUGAGAUAGAAAGGCCUAAAUCACCAACAUACGUUGAGGAACAAAAUCAGAUCAAGGACAGUUUGAAAAAAGCUUUGGAUGAAGUUGACGACAAUGAUAAUGAAUGGGGAGGACUAUUUAAACAGAGAACUAAAACCAAGGAAGACAAGGACAAAGAAGAAACAGACUACAUACAAUGGUUAGCAGGUCAGAAAAAAGAAUUGAAAGAUAAGAAAGAAGAAAAGCAACUGAAGCCACUCAAAGAUUAUUGGAACAAGCCUAACCUUGAUGAAGGUGAAAAGUUUUUGAGAGAUUAUAUUUUGAAUAAAAGGUUUCUUGAUCAUUAUAAUGAUGAAUAUGUCCCAACAUAUGAAGAAAUUGUUCAUGGUACUGAUGAGCUAUCAAAUGACGAAGAAACUAUUGAGAAACAGGAAGAAUUUGAGCACAAAUAUAACUUUAGAUUUGAGGAACCUGACCAAGAAUUUAUCAAAAGGUAUCCAAGGACAAUGGAAAACUCACUGAGAAAAAAAGAUGACAGAAGGAAAGUAAAGAGACAAGAGUUGAAAGAGAGAAAAAAGAAGGAGAAGGAAGAAAAAAUGCAAGAUUUGAAGAAGCUGCAGGAACUGAAGAGAAAGGAGAUUGAAGAGAAAUUGGAAAAGCUGAAAGAAAUUACUGGAAAUCCUUCUAUUGGCUUUGGUGAUGAUGAUCUAGAUGGAGAUUUUGAUCCUGAAGAACAUGACAGGAAGAUGCAAGCUUUAUUCAACGAUGAGUUUUACCAAGGGCCAGAAGGAGAUCAGAAACCUCAAUUUCCAGAUUUGGAUGAAGAAUUAGAAAUUGAGAACUGGGAGAAAUAUCAAGGUGCUAGCAAUGAAAAUGCUGAAUAUGAACCCCAUUGUGAAGAUGAAGACUUCAAUAUGGAUUGCGAGUAUGACCCUAGUGCAAGCACCCAAGAAGAACUCAUUGAAAGCACAAAGUCAAAAAAGAAGAGGAAAAGAAAAUCCAAAUUUGCUGAGGCUAUGAGCAGGCCGAAACCAAAGUUUGAUCCCAAUGAUAAGAACUAUGAAGAAUAUUUUGAAGAGUAUUACAAACUGGAUUGUGAAGAUAUCAUUGGAGACUUGCCAUGUAGAUUCAAGUAUAGACAGGUUGCACGUAAUGAUUUUGGACUCACCAUUGAAGAGAUUAUCUUAGCAAAAGAAAGGGAACUCAACAAAUGGUGUUCAUUGAAAAAAGCUGUUCAGAUCCGGCCGGAUCAUGUUGAAAAAUAUGAUCAGAUAGCUUACAAGAAAAAAGCUCAAAAUAUUAAUUUGAAAAAGAAAAUUCUACCCAGUCUUUUUGGCGAGGGUGAUGAAGAAACAGAUCCCCAAAACAAAGGAGGUCAGAAUACUGAAAAAAAUAUUACAAAAAAUGCUGAAUUCAACAAGAUUGAGAACUGUCCCGAAAAAAAGGUGGAGGACAAAAACGUGAAAAAGUCUAAGAAAAAGCAACAUAUAUCUGAAGAGCUACCAAAAACAACUACAGAUGAUAAGCGUGAAGAUACACUCUCAAAAAUAGCAGAACAUUCAGCAGCAGUUGAGAAUGGGGGAACGGUUCAGAAGAAAAAGAAAAAAGUGAAAAAUGGAAACAAAAAAGUUCAAUGUGCAGAAGGAAAUGUAAAUCUGAAAACAGAUGACAAUAAUACUGCAAUUGAAAUAGAUUGUAAGAAACAUAAAAGGCAGAAAAAUAAUAAGAAACUGGAUGCUGAUGUAGGCAGUACAAAUGCACAGAGUGUUCAUAGUAGUAAAGAGGCGAAUCCAAAGAAAAUGAAAAAACGUAAACGUAAAGGCGUUGUCAGUAGCGAAGUGCCAUCAAAGAAAUCCAAAAGUGUGGAUGAAACAGAAAACCCUGUUGCAAAAAUAUCAGAUGCUAGGUUAGCGGCGUUUGGAAUCAAUCCAAAGAAGUUUAAAAACAAGCUGAAGUACAAAAAAUAGUUGUAUGUAUGCAUGUUUUUCUUUGAAAUAUACAGGGUGUCCCAUGUAGAACUGUAGCAAUCAAUUACUCAAGAAGUUGAUGUAGAUAAUUAUGAAAACUUGGGGUUGUGGUAUAACUUAUGUAAGUACCAAUUUGCUUAUUUCAAUUAUAAUUUUUGAAAUAUUUCCAAAACUUAAAAUCCAUUUCAUAUAUAACAUCACAUUUUUAAUUAACCCUUUAUUUAACAAAUAUUUUGUGUAAGAUAUCGCAAAUGCAGUGCCAUAAAAACCUAUGACUUUUUCGUAAAUUUUUGCCUUUGUCGAACGAUUUCUAACUGCUCCAUUAUACAUACUUUGUCUCUAUUCAAUAUUUUUUUAAUUUCAUAAUACAGUGUGGUCAAACAAUUGG
Molecule: messenger RNA, 2840 nt
Organism: Acanthoscelides obtectus
Lineage: Eukaryota; Metazoa; Arthropoda; Insecta; Coleoptera; Chrysomelidae
Source: the annotation of a GenBank genome assembly